AUGGCAAAUGUUAAAACUACACCACAAGAUAUGCCACCAGCAGGUGGUUAUUCUUCAAUAACUUACGAACGUAUAUUUCUUAAAAAAUUUUUUAAACGCUCUGUAGCAUUAGCUUUUUUUGUUUGGGGAGUUGGCUGUGUAGGAUAUUAUUACAGUUAUAGAUUUAAGUUUCGUACUCUUGCUGAAAUUAAUGGUGCUAGGAAUGUGUUAUUUGCAACGUUAGUAGCUGAAAGAGACAGAGCAUACUUAAAACAGAUAAGAAAAAAUCGAGAUUUUGAAAGAGAAGUAAUGAAAAAUGUACCAAAUUGGGUAGUUGGUACUUAUUAUGGAGAGCCAAUUUAUAAAACAUUAGUUGAUAAAUAUCGUAGAGAGGAUUGUAAAGAAGUUUUUUCCUUCACAGAUUUGUAUUCUUAUCUCUAUCUUAAUCAUCGCUAUACUAUAUAUGGAGGAACACCAUGGAGAUUCUAA
Molecule: messenger RNA, 468 nt
Organism: Ceratosolen solmsi marchali
Lineage: Eukaryota; Metazoa; Arthropoda; Insecta; Hymenoptera; Agaonidae
Gene: ND-B16.6
Product: NADH dehydrogenase (ubiquinone) B16.6 subunit
Exons: 3
Coding region: 1-468 (155 amino acids)
Cellular component (GO): respiratory chain complex I
Source: RefSeq, a predicted model, not a curated record